AUGGCGAAUCAGGGAGCGAAGAAACGGAAAGAGGAAAACAUCCGCCACAUGCGAAACCUCCUCCGCCUCAUUCUCGCCUCAAACGCGAUAUAUCUAGUAAUAAGGCUCGGGAUUUUCCACUCCAGUUUCACGUGGAAGCAUUGGGCUGGCUUGAUUUUGACUUCAUUAGCCUAUGUUAUUCCAUACAAGCAGCUAUCUGCAAUGGCAAAGCCUAAUUACAGUGACGCUGGGGAGCUUCUGGAUGGCGGGUUCGAUAUGAGUACGGGUGGCAUUUGUGGAUAUUUACAUGAUAUAAUCUACAUUACAUGUUUUGUCCAAGUCACUACAAUCAUUUCUGAAAAAUUUUGGUACAUAUACUUGGUGAUACCUGGAUUCGCAGCAUAUCAACUUUUUGGACUUGUCAAAGGGUUUCUGCCGCUUGGUUCAGACGGGGCAGAGGAAGAUGAGAAGACUCGAAAAAAGAGAGAAAAGAUGGAGAGGAAGGCUUCAAGAACCAAAAUGAUCAAGACGAGGACUCGAUGA
Messenger RNA from Fraxinus pennsylvanica, 522 nucleotides. Lineage: Eukaryota; Viridiplantae; Streptophyta; Magnoliopsida; Lamiales; Oleaceae. The record is from the annotation of a GenBank genome assembly.